Messenger RNA from Phycomyces blakesleeanus NRRL 1555(-), 330 nucleotides. RefSeq lists its product as hypothetical. The transcript has 3 exons. The record is from RefSeq and is a predicted model, not a curated record. Lineage: Eukaryota; Fungi; Mucoromycota; Mucoromycetes; Mucorales; Phycomycetaceae. Bases 1 to 330 code for a protein of 109 amino acids.
AUGAUCAUGAACAGGUGGAUACCACAGUGGCCAGCCCGACCGUCCACAAUCCUUCGUGUCUUUUAUGCUCUCGACCUUCCUCCCUCCCCUCCUCAUAUUAACUCAUAUCAUGUUUUGGAUGGUGUUCUUGCCGCAGUGUGGAAAGCGUACUGGCGCACAAUUUUUGACAACGUGCCUUUUGUUCCUAUCAAUGUAGUUGUUUCUACAGGACGUACCAUCUUGGUGAAGACCAUGGGUGAGAGAGCAAGUCCAAAGGGUAGUACGUGGAAUUGCUAUGUGUACCCCUUUCAACAGAACUGGAGACUCCGUCUUGAAAUGGUGUCGAAGUAA